AUGGCUGCAUCUAGCGCCGCGUCAUCAAUUUCGGUGACGGUCAGAGUGCGCCCCUUUACUAUCCGAGAAGCUGCUCAACUCUCUAAAUCCGACGAGACGCCGCUUUUCCUGGGUGACGGUUCGCUGGCUGGCGUCCCCAGCACCCCGAAACUUGCUCAAAAGGGGAUUCGGCCAGUAAUCAAAGUCGUUGACGACAAAUGCCUCGUUUUUGAUCCGCCCGAAGAUAAUCCCGUUCAGAAAUUCUCUCGCAGCGUCGUACCCAACGGCAAGCGAGUCAAAGACCAGACAUUUGCCUUUGACCGGAUCUUUGACGAGAAUACUACGCAAGCCGAAGUCUACGAGGCUACAACACGAGGUCUUCUCGACAGCGUUCUAGAUGGGUACAAUGCAACAGUCUUUGCGUACGGUGCUACGGGAUGCGGUAAAACACAUACCAUCACCGGCACAGCUCAACAACCCGGUAUCAUAUUCUUGACCAUGCAAGAACUUUUUGAGAGAAUCGAAGAACGAAAGGAGGAGAAAGUGACGGAAAUUUCGCUUUCGUACCUUGAAAUCUACAACGAAACUAUCCGAGACUUGCUGGUUACCGGAGAGCGAAAGGGUCUGAUGCUACGCGAAGAUGCUAAUCAAGCAGUUUCGGUAGCUGGACUAUCGAGUCAUCACCCGCAGAAUGUCCAGCAGGUCAUGGACAUGAUUAUGCGCGGUAACGAGUGUCGUACCAUGUCACCCACAGAAGCCAACGCCACUUCAUCUCGGUCCCAUGCCGUUCUUCAAAUCAACAUCGCACAGAAAGAUCGCAACGCAGACGUGAAGGAACCGCUGACCAUGGCCACUUUGAGUAUCAUUGAUCUUGCCGGAAGUGAACGUGCAAGCGCGACAAGGAACCGAGGUGAGCGGCUUCAGGAGGGAGCAAACAUCAAUAAGUCUUUGCUUGCUCUGGGAAGCUGUAUCAAUGCGCUCUGUGACCCUCGGAAACGGAAUCAUAUCCCUUAUCGAAACUCAAAGUUGACCCGUCUGUUGAAAUUCUCCCUUGGGGGAAACUGCAAGACGGUAAUGAUUGUCUGCGUCAGUCCUUCAAGCCAGCACUUCGACGAAACUCAGAAUACUCUCCGAUACGCAAACCGAGCCAAGAAUAUCCAGACGAAGGUGACGAGGAAUGUGUACAAUGUCAAUCGCCAUGUGAAAGACUUCUUGGUCAAGAUCGAUGAACAGAUGGCUCUUAUCAACGAGCUCAAGGCCCAGCAAAAGCAGUAUGAAUCAAUUGCUUUCACCAAAUUCCGAAAACAAACCGAAAAGAAGGAAGCUGUGGUCCGCGAAAGCGUGGCUCGCUUACGGAAUGCUUACGAGAACGCCGCAGCAGAGCGACAAGAAAAAGCAACAAGCAUGCUCAAGUUGAGACAGGUUAGCCGAAGAAUUGCUAUGCUAUCUUCUUGGAUUGCUGCCUUUGAGGAAGUUUGCGCGUCGUGCGAGAGCGAAACGCCUAUGGAAAACUUGCAAGCCAUUCGCAAAUCGGCACAGGGUAUCCUCUUCGAAUUGGAAAAUACUCGUCAUCAUUUCAACCAACGAAUCUCAAAGAACAACUGGGAUAGACCUAUCAACACAGCACUCGAGCAUGGUAUCCAACAACUCAAGGAAUUCGAUAUCAGUGAUAACUCGGAUAUCGCCAACCUUACACGUGAGGCGGAGUUGCUCAGGGCGAAUGCGGAACGCGAAAUGCUGUCUCUAGUCGCUGAACAAGACAAAGCUGGCGAUGUGUCGACCGUACAGAUGCUCCUUCAGGCACAAUUCGAAAUAGUAUCUUCGAUUGAAAACAUCAUGCAGCUCACGGAGGCAGAAGCUGUCGAAGCUGGCAAGAAGAUACUUCACAAGAUGCUGACUUCUUGUGUUGCCUCUGUCUCAAAUGUCGUCAAACCAGACGGCAAGAUGCCUACCAUUGAGAUGCCUCCUACGCCCAAGGCUGACACUUCGUUCCGCCGUAGGAAGUCUAGUCUUGUCGCAAUUGCCCCCAAGACUCUGCGGCCAGUCACAACUAUUCCUCCACAUGUUCCUACUUCUCCAGUGAAGAACACGCCGCGGCGACGCAAGCUUGGGAUUGCAAAAAAGGGAGUUAGCUUCACCCCUGUGAAGCCGCCGGUUUCCAAGACCAGCAGCAAAAGAGCCGUGAGAUGGAAGGAUGACGAGGAAGACGGAUCACUUGCCGAAUUCGAGAAGACGCCUCAGAAGGCCAAUACAAGCGUGGUUGAAUCCUCCGAUGAGCCGACCCUCCCCAGAAUCUCCCCAAUCCCCAGAGACAUUGCAGUCUAUGGUUCCAAGCCUGAUGAGUCGCUUCGUUCUUCGUCUCCAAUUCAACCAGCACCAGAGCUGGUAAUACCCAACAAAAAUAAUCGCUUCAAGACUGGAUUUCUGUCAAAAAAGCCCGAUUCGCCAGUGCCUCCCACGAUGACCAGCCUUUCAUCAGACGAGCAUUCGCCUCUCCGCAGCAUUGAGAACAGCAGCUUUUUGAACAGGCCAACUGUGGAGAGACCGUCUCGUAUCGCCGUGCGAUCACCUAGUGGGAGUUACCUCAGCAGCAGCCCUUCCUCUGACAAUGGGAAAAACUCGUGGAAAGCCGACAAAGAGGAUGCGAUGAGAAUCAAUGCUGCAAUGCGUCGUAUUUCCGGAAGUCAGUUCAGUGGCAGCACAUCAAGCGUUCCGGUAAGCAGGGCACAUCGACGCCGAAGCCCUACCGCAACAGGGAAUAUUGGUAGCUCACCACCGGAAAGCGCAUUGUUCUCUGCUUCUGAGGCUAGACGCAUGGUCAAGAGCGAAAAGAGUCACGACUUUAGGCCCAGUGUCCUCGGACCACGUGCUGUUUCAGUCACCAAAAAUUCUCGACGGAUUACCAUGGGCGGUGACUUGCGACCUCGCGAAGUCAGUCUUGGAAGUCGUGAUGCCGUUAGAUUGAGCAUGGCACCCACGAGCACAAGCCCGGAGUCACGCUUUAGUCUUGGUCCGGCCAUUCGAGGAGGAGCUUUGAGGUGAAUGGAGGAGGACGAUAUUGUAUAGUUUUUAUGUCUCCAUGGGUCUUGUUCAACCCUAUAGAUCCAUGAAUGUUUUGGAUGACGGCGUUUGUGUUUGAAGGCGUAUAGCGGGAUAUGGUCUCGGCGUAUACUCGUUUGGUUUUCUUUCCUUUUACUUUCUCCUUUGUGUUUAUACUGUUUGUUCUCUUAUUGUUUGUGU
Messenger RNA from Talaromyces stipitatus ATCC 10500, 3219 nucleotides. Its product is annotated as kinesin family protein. Lineage: Eukaryota; Fungi; Ascomycota; Eurotiomycetes; Eurotiales; Trichocomaceae. Gene Ontology annotation, molecular function: ATP binding; microtubule motor activity; microtubule binding. Bases 1 to 3021 code for a protein of 1006 amino acids. The transcript has 2 exons. Gene Ontology annotation, biological process: microtubule-based movement. The record is from RefSeq and is a predicted model, not a curated record.